AUGCCAAACAAUAAUGUUGCAGCACCUGGAAAAAAGAAGGUAGUUGGUACAAAGUCACAAAAAGCUACCAAUAAGAGAAAGGAUGAGGACGACGACAGUGGUGAUUAUGGCUGGGAAGAAAGGGCUCAUGGCAAACUCACCAAACCCGCAGAUCAACUGGUGCUUACUGAUGCUGAGCUGAAAGAGGAAGUCACCAGGAUUCUGACAGCAAAAAAUCCACACGCCCCACAUAAUAUUGUCCGAUACAGCUUCAAGGAAGGCGCUUUCAAGCUGACCAAUGUUGUUGAUCAGCUAGCUGUCCACUUUGUCCUGGAUGAUUCUCUCAUUCAUCAGGACUCUGAUGAGGCUCGCAGGCUGGCAGCCAGUGAAGACCUCCCAGAAGAGACAGCAACAGUUGAUACUGGAGCAGAACUGGAUGAGGACACACGAGAAACAUUGGAUGCAUCUGGUGGCGGAGGUGAGGAGGAGGAGGAUGCUAACGAAGACGAUAGACCAGACAGUUUUGCCUCCAAAGCAAACAAUCAGGAUCCAAAAUGUACAAACCAGUUCAACUUCAUUGAAAGAGCCUCACAAACACUCAAUAAUGCACUGCGGGAAAGAAGUUGCCAGACUGUACCUCCUCCACGCUGCAACUAUUCUGCCACCGCGAGUCAGUGGGAAAUAUAUGAUGCAUACACGGAGGAGCUGCAGAAACAAGAAAUGAAAAAAGAGAAACAGAGAGGCUUCCAAACCAAGAAGGAUAAUGACAAAAGCAAAACGAAGACACUGAAUGAGACUCCGAGUGAUGACAUCACCCAAAUGGCCACGGCAGUCACACUCUUGGAAAGAAUGGUCAAUCAGAAUAUAUGUAAUGACAUAGCACAAGAUUUCAAAUACUUUGAGGAUGCAGCAGAUGAAUUUAGGGAUCAGGAGGGCACUCUACUUCCCUUGUGGAAGUUCCAGUAUUACAAAGCCAAAAUGAUGUGUGUCACUGCAAUCUGCUGGAAUGAGAAAUAUCCUGAUCUUUUUGGUGUGGGUUUGGGAUCUUAUGACUUCAGCAAACAAGGCCAAGGGAUGCUUCUCUUCUACACGUUGAAGAACUCUACCUUCCCUGAGUACAUCUUUCCUACAAGUUAUGGCGUCCUGAGCCUCGACAUUCAUAAACAACAUUCCUACCUGGUUGCUGUCGGUUUCUAUGAUGGCUGCGUGUGCGUGUACAACUUGAAGAAGAAGGGACUGGACCCUGAAUACAAGAGCAAUGCUAAAACUGGCAAGCACACUGACCCUGUCUGGCAGGUACGAUGGCAGAAUGAUGACAUGGACAACAACCACAAUUUCUAUUCUGUGUCCUCUGAUGGUCGUGUUGUGUCUUGGACACUCAUUAAGAAUGAGCUAUUCUUCUCGGAUGCUCUCAGGCUCGUACGGGAUGAUUCUGUGUUGGAUGGCCCACAGGGUAUUCAGGAGUGCCGCACUGUUGGAGGAACAUCCUUUGACUUCCACAAAAAGACUGACUCUCUCUUCGUUGUUGGCACUGAAGUGGGGAAAAUACACAAGUGCUCCAAGAAUUACUCAAGCCAGUUCCUGGAGACAUACGCUGCCCACAAUAUGGCAGUGGAUGCAGUAAAGUGGAAUUCUUACCACCCAAAGGUUUUCAUCUCAUGCAGCUCAGACUGGACCGUCAAGAUCUGGGACCAUACUGUCAACACUCCCAUGUUCACAUUUGAGCUCAAUGCUCCAGUUGGUGAUGUGGCCUGGGCACCGUAUUCCUCCACUGUCUUUGCUGCUGUCACCACAGAAGGAUUGGUACAUGUUUUUGACCUGAGCAUCAACAAAUAUCAGGCUAUCUGCCAGCAGCCAGUGGUGGCAAAAAAUAAGGCCAAACUGACUCAUAUUGAAUUUAAUCCUGUCCAUCCCAUCAUCAUCGUGGGAGAUGACAGAGGCUCUGUUAUCAGCCUGAAACUGUCCCCUAACCUCCGCAAGAAACCGAAGGGCAAGAAGGGUCAAGAGCUGCCCGAAGGUCCUGCCGUGGAAAUAGCCAAGAUGGAGAAGCUUCUCAGUCUACAGUGCGAUUCAGAGCAAAGCAGUGUAACGUAGCCAUCAUGGUUUCCUCAUAGAGUUUCCAUCAUGUUCAUUCAGUGAGUGUAUCAAAACAGGAAUAAUGACCACUUCUGCCUUGGAUGUUAAUUUGUUUUGCAAGCAAUUGUUUGCAUGUCUCUCUGUAAAUUUUAAUGAAGCAAUGAAGCUGGAAAGUGAAGUAUGAAGAAGAGGGUUAGGUUUUUGUAGUAUGCCAGCUUCUCACAUUUUGAAUCAUUUCGAGAAAUUUAUUUAACCAUUGAUUGAAUUGCUGUUUAUUGGUUGGUUUGUUAUAAAUAUGCUAUUAUUCUUUUUACUGCAUGUACCGUAUAUAAUCAAAUUCUCAUAAACUGCAUGGAAGGGUGACACGUGUGCCAAGGAAUAACCUGUUCUGUUUUGCUACAUGACCAUAUAAAAAUGUGGGUAUGGAACUUAUUUUGCAAUUCAGUCACAAUGGAACUGUUCCCCCACCCCAAUGUAAUUGAUAGAGUCCUGUCCAUCUAUUCAUAAUAUCAACCCAAUUCUCCAUGAACAUGGAAGUAGCCUCCCAACU
This is a messenger RNA of Phycodurus eques (leafy seadragon), 2605 nucleotides long. It is a transcript of the gene dnai1.2, whose product is annotated as dynein, axonemal, intermediate chain 1, paralog 2. Lineage: Eukaryota; Metazoa; Chordata; Actinopteri; Syngnathiformes; Syngnathidae. Gene Ontology annotation, molecular function: dynein light chain binding; dynein heavy chain binding. The transcript is spliced from 20 exons. Gene Ontology annotation, biological process: outer dynein arm assembly; cilium movement. Bases 1 to 2073 code for a protein of 690 amino acids. Gene Ontology annotation, cellular component: outer dynein arm. The record is from RefSeq and is a predicted model, not a curated record.